AAAGCUAAUCAGUAAAGUCAAGAAUCGAGAUCGCUCAAUUUCUCUGGUUUCGCAGAUAGCAAUGGCCUCAAAGGACAAGAAACCCUCGAAACCCCGAGCCGGAGGCAUCCGUACACUUUCCGAUCUGAACCGGAGGUCCGCCGACUCCGACAGCGACUCCGAUGCUCCCCAGGAGUAUUACACCGGCGGCGAGAAAAGUGGAAUGCUCGUACAGGAUCCUACGAAAGGCAAUGAUGUGGAUUCGAUCUUUGAUCAAGCUAGGGAAUUGGGAGCGGUGGAGGGACCGAUUGAUCCUUCUUCUGCAUCCUCAAGCUCGAGGAGCUUUGCUGGAACCGGUAGAUUACUAUCGGGGGAGACUAUACAGUCUGCUCCACAGCAGCCCGAGACUGUUGUUCAUAACAUCAUUUUCUGGUCCGAUGGUUUCAGUGUAAAUGAUGGCCCGUUGAGGCGGUUGGACGAUCCUGAAAAUGCACCGUUCUUAGAGAGCAUCCGAAAGUCUGAAUGUCCAAGGGAGUUGGAACCAGAAGAUAGAAGUACUGCAGUUCAUGUCAAUCUUAUAAGGCGGAACGAGAAAUACCCGGAAGCGGUGAAGCGUCAAGUUGCAUUUCAGGGUGUUGGAAGAACUCUAGGUAGCAGCUCUGCACCAGUGGCAUCUGAGCCAAACGCUUCAUCAACUCCUCCAAGUACUGGUCCAACUCCAUCCCUGGGCCUAGUUGUGGAUGAAAGUUUGCCAUCCACAUCAGUUCAGCUUAGGUUAGCUGAUGGCACCCGCAUGAUUGCACAAUUUAACUACCAUCACACCAUCAGUGACAUACGCACCUUUGUCAACACAUCUAGGCCCGAGAGUCCGAGUAAUUAUCAGUUGCAGGUGAUGGGGUUCCCUCCCAAAAUCCUCAAUGAUCCGACUCAAACAAUAGAACUGGCAGGUCUUGCCAAUUCGGUUGUGAUCCAGAAAUUCUAGUCAGCUGCUCCUUUAUAUUUUAUUCUGGUUGAUCUUUAUAUGUGCAAGGUAUUAAGAGGGUGAACUUAUACUUUUGGAGUUUCAGUGCACAUGUACAAUGUUCGGCAAGAAGGUUGAUUCUAUACAAUAAAAUUUGAAAAAAGUUUUUUUUA
This is a messenger RNA of Rosa chinensis, 1113 nucleotides long. Its product is annotated as plant UBX domain-containing protein 4. NCBI's taxonomy places the organism in Eukaryota, Viridiplantae, Streptophyta, Magnoliopsida, Rosales, Rosaceae. Gene Ontology annotation, cellular component: nucleus; cytosol. The transcript has 4 exons. Bases 62 to 961 code for a protein of 299 amino acids. Gene Ontology annotation, molecular function: ubiquitin binding. Gene Ontology annotation, biological process: autophagosome assembly; nuclear membrane reassembly; proteasome-mediated ubiquitin-dependent protein catabolic process. The record is from RefSeq and is a predicted model, not a curated record.